Messenger RNA from Salvia splendens (bonfire salvia), 880 nucleotides. Its product is annotated as nascent polypeptide-associated complex subunit beta. Lineage: Eukaryota; Viridiplantae; Streptophyta; Magnoliopsida; Lamiales; Lamiaceae. The transcript has 6 exons. The record is from RefSeq and is a predicted model, not a curated record. The coding region runs from base 136 to 621 and encodes 161 amino acids.
UAUAUAUAGAGAUAGAUAUAGAUAAGGAUAUGUGGUUUUGGUAACUGCAGUAGGCGGUAGCCGCUAGGGUUUUAUUGUUAUCCUUUGUUUCCCUGUUGCGGUCGCUCUCUCCCACCACUUCACAUUUUCGCAGAGAUGAAUGUUGAGAAAUUAAUGAAGAUGGCCGGUUCGGUCCGGACCGGGGGGAAGGGUACAAUGAGAAGAAAGAAGAAGGCUGUACACAAGACGACCACAACAGAUGACAAGAGGCUUCAAAGUACCUUAAAGAGAAUAGGAGUGAAUGCCAUACCUGCAAUUGAGGAAGUUAAUAUUUUCAAGGAAGAUGUAGUUAUACAGUUUGUCAAUCCUAAAGUGCAAGCAUCUAUUUCAGCCAACACCUGGGUUGUUAGCGGCACUCCUCAGAACAAGAAAUUGCAGGACAUCCUUCCUCAAAUUAUCAACCAAUUGGGUCCGGAUAACUUGGAGAACUUGAAAAAAUUAGCAGAACAAUUCCAGAAGCAGAUGCCGGCUGCUGGCAGUGGUGCUGCAGAAGAUGACGAUGACGAUGUGCCAGAACUUGUAGCUGGUGAGACAUUUGAAGCUGCUGCAGAGGAGGAGGGACACACCCAUACUACCUCUUAAGGAUCUUCUAUUAUCUGUUUUGGACAUUGCUUAUAUUUUCUAUGUUUUGAAUACAUUGCUUUAUCCUCUCUAUCAAUGAAUUGAAUGGUUUUUUCAAUUCAUAUGUGCUUUUAGUUGAAUUUGUGUCUUCAAUCUUGUUCUAUUCUACAUCCGAAUGUGUAAUCCUAUAGUUUGAACACACCAUAGGUCAUUAUUGUAAUGAGUCAUUUAAAUUACACCACUCUUCAUGCUAAAUUUCAUUGUGAUGCUUUAUUGUUAA